Molecule: messenger RNA, 1833 nt
Organism: Salpingoeca rosetta
Lineage: Eukaryota; Choanoflagellata; Craspedida; Salpingoecidae
Exons: 13
Coding region: 82-1656 (524 amino acids)
Biological process (GO): proteolysis
Cellular component (GO): cytoplasm
Molecular function (GO): manganese ion binding; metalloaminopeptidase activity
Source: RefSeq, a predicted model, not a curated record
GAAAUCUGCGUUGCGACAGCAUAAAUUUCGCCUCGAUUACAACCGCCCUUGUUGCCACUGAACAACAACACACCACCCAAUAUGGACGCCAAGCGCGCAAAGAUGCAGCUCGUGCCACCGCCAGUGGCCAAGGUGACACCAACGAACGACCUGAAGGACGAGCGCGCAGACUGCGUCGUCUUCGUCAGCGACUUUGCCACCCCUUCUGGCCUUGAUGCCGUUGACAAGGCCGUGGCCGACGCUGACGCCAUUGACAAGUCAGCCACGUCCCAGUUUGCCGUGGUGCCGAGUGCCGGUGUUGCUGGCGGCCGCAUGGUGCUGAGCAACACGGGCCCCGUCACGCGCGACUACGACGACGUACGCCGCUACUCCGACGCCGCGCAGAAGGGCGUCAAGCGCGCCCUCGCUGCCGGCGCCCGCAAGCCGCUGCUUGUCGUCCACUACACCGCAAAGGGCGCCCUGCAGGACCUCUUUGCCAACCACAUUGCCGUCGCCGUGACGGGUGCGCUUGCGCAGUGCUAUGUGCCACUCGAGGUGCGCGAGGACAAGACUGCGCCCACCUGGUCGGCUACGACUGCAGAGGAGCUCUUUGUCUAUUCCCUCGACGCCAACACCGCCGCCACCGUCGCCGCCAUCGAGGCAGCGCGCUCCGUCUCCCGCGACCUCUGCGGCGGUGACCCAGAGCGCAUGGCGCCACCAAAGUUCGCUGCAUAUGUGCAGGAGCUCUUUGCUGGCUCAAACGUCAAGGUGACGGUGAAGGAAAAGGACGACUUCUCCGACGAGUACCCGCUCCUCGAAGCUGUCGCCCGCUGCAGCCGCGUUGUUGAGCGCCACCACCCGCGCGUCGUCAAUCUCGAGUACACCGGCGAGGGCCCGAUUGAGAAGACGCUGUUCUUCGUCGGCAAAGGCAUCACCUACGACACCGGUGGUGCAGACAUCAAGGCCGGCGGCAUCAUGGCGGGCAUGCAUCGCGACAAGGGCGGCGCGUCCUCGGUCGCCGGAUUCCUCUACCUCGUCAGCCUCCUCAAGCCAAAGAACAUCCGGGUUGUUGGCAAGCUCGCCGUUGUUCGCAACAGCGUCGGCGCAGACGCAUACGUCGCCGACGAGAUCAUCCACUCGCGUGCGGGCGUGCGCGUGCGUGUCGGCAACACGGAUGCUGAGGGCCGCAUGGUCAUGGCCGAUGUCCUCUGCGAAGCAAAGGAGGAAGCGCUGCAUGCGCCGUCGCCGCACAUCUUCACCAUGGCGACGCUGACGGGCCACGCUGUGCGCGCAUACGGCGAUGGAUACUUUGCUGCCAUGGACAACGGCCCCGCUCGGGCCGCCAACAUCGCCUCCACCAUCGCACAGAAGGGUCUUGAGUGGGGCGACCCUGCCGAGAUCUCGACGGUGCGGCGCGAGGACUUUUCGUUUGUGAAGAAGACGUAUCUGACGGAGGAUGUGCUGCAGGCCAACAACGCCGCGUCCACCAACACCGCCCGCGGCCACCAGUACCCGGCAGCCUUCCUCACCAUCGCCAGCGGGCUGGACAAGCACGGCAUCAACUCGGACCAGCCUCUGCCGUACACGCACCUCGACAUUGCCGGCAGCACGAAGAUGUGGCCCACCCCUGUCUCGGGCUCCCCCAUCCCCGCCCUCGCCGCAACCUUCCUCAUGUGAUGUGUCACGCGUGCAUGAGUGGCUGUCGUCGUUGUUGUGGUGGUUGUGAUUAUGGUGGUGGUGAUUAGAUGUAAUCACACCACCACGUAUGUGCACAUGUAUGUUCACAUUGAUGGGCCGCCCUCUCCUUCCACUCGUUCCUCCAAAACCAAAAACAACAACAACAACAAGAAGAAC